Fusarium oxysporum Fo47 is the source of this 2561-nucleotide messenger RNA. RefSeq names its product glycosyl hydrolase family 3 N terminal domain-containing protein. Gene Ontology annotation, biological process: glucan catabolic process. The transcript has 6 exons. The coding region runs from base 1 to 2487 and encodes 828 amino acids. Gene Ontology annotation, molecular function: beta-glucosidase activity. The record is from RefSeq and is a predicted model, not a curated record. Lineage: Eukaryota; Fungi; Ascomycota; Sordariomycetes; Hypocreales; Nectriaceae.
AUGGCAGUUCCAUCCGUUUCUCACCUCUUGUCAUUCUUGGCACUAUUUGCCAUAGCUGCUGCUCAGAUCCCCGGUAACUUGCCCAUUGACGAGGCAGAAAAACAGUAUCUCGAAAGCCUGCCCCCUGACAAGCUGGCUGAUAUUCUUAAAAUCUACGAGCAGGGCAUUGCCGGCCAAUAUCCCGCAUCACCCGAUGUCAUUGAGGCACAGGAGCUCAUCUGGAGCUACGGGCAGAGCCCCCCCGUAUACCCGACCCCGCCGGGGAAGGGACUUGGAGAUUGGUCUAGUGCCUAUCAACAAGCAUCAGCACUCGUGGCUCAAAUGUCAAUUAAGGAGAAAGUAGCCGUAACAUCUGGGCAGACAACUGUCACGAAUGGAUGUGCUGGUAUGAUCCCAGGCGUGCAGCGCCUUGGAUUCCCAGGAAUGUGCCUCAGUGAUGGCCCUAACGGACUUCGGGAAGUUGAAGCUGUCAACGGUUAUGCAUCUGCCAUUACGGUUGGUGCCGCAUGGAAUAAAGAACUGGCUCUUGCCCGUGGUUACCACAUGGGUCUGGAAGCCAAAAGCAAGGGAGUGAACAACUUGUUGGGACCGACAGUAGGUCCACUCGGCCGCACUGUCCUUGGCGGCAGAAACUGGGAAUCUUUCUCCGUUGAUCCUUAUCUUUGUGGAGUUAUGGGAGCCCAAACAGUGUUGGGUAUACAGGAGAACGUCAUUGCAACGGCUAAACACUUCAUCGUUAAUGAGCAGGAAACUAACCGCAAUCCAAACACCUUUGGCAUGGGUAACGCUUCAAUUUCAGUCACUCUAGACGAUAAGACCAUGCAUGAACUAUACCUCUGGCCGUUCCAGGAUGUAGUCAGAGCCGGUGUCGGAUCGGUUAUGUGUUCAUAUAACCGAAUCAAUGGCUCUCAUGGCUGUCAGAAUAGCUACACCCAGAACGGCCUAUUAAAGACCGAGUUAGCCUUUCAAGGUUUUGUUAUCAGUGACUAUGGAGCUCUACAUAGUGGGACUGCCAGCGCGAACGCCGGUAUGGAUGUAACCACGCCUUUCGCCGAGAUAUGGGGGGGGGGGAACAUAAGCAAGGCGACUGCAAAUGGUACAAUGGAAGAAAGUAGGCUUGAUGAUAUGGUAACGCGCUGGUUCAAGUACGCGCAGUUUGAGCCCGGUACUGGGAUUGUCCCCGAUGUAUCAGAGCCACAUAAAGUCAUCAGCUCGAUCUCUCACAAGUCGAAGAAAACAAUCUUCCAAGGUGCAGUUGAGGGUGUUGUCUUGGUCAAGAAUUUCAACAACACCCUUCCCCUGAAAAAACCAAAGAUCUUAUCUUUGUUCGGCUAUGACGCUCAUGCACCUCUUAAGAACACGCCAGAAGGCGUUAAUACCAAGCAAAGUCUCGGAUUCCAGAGCGUUGAUGUCACCGACGAAGAAAUGCAAGGCCUUUUCAUGGGCAUCGGGCAGCUCCCUGGUGCUGCUCGUCUUGGCACGCUCGUGAGCGGCGGCGGCAGCCCUUCAAUUGUCCCCGCCUAUAUUAACUCCCCUCAUGAGGCCUUUCAACAACGCGCAUUGCAGGACAGCACGUUUUUGGUCUGGGACUUCGAGUCCCAAGACCCUGUCUAUGCAAAUGCUGCUUCUGACGCAUGUAUCGUCUUCAUUAACGAGUUCGCUGCAGAAGGCUCGGAUAGAUCAACGCUAGCCGAUCCUUGGUCAGACCAACUGGUCAAGAACGUGGCCGCCAAGUGUCCUAAUACAAUUGUAUCAAUCCACAAUGCUGGCACUAGAUUGGUAGACCAGUGGAUUGAUAAUCCAAAUGUCACCGCCGUUGUCUUCGCUCAUCUACCGGGUCAGGAUGCGGGCAGCUCGCUUGUUGAGAUCAUGUAUGGAGAUCAAGCCCCGUCCGGUCGUCUGCCGUACACAGUUGCUAAGAACGAAUCCGACUACGGCGACUUGCUGCUACCUGUAACAGCUGAUAAUACAUCUACCUACUACACGUCGGCCAACUUCACUGAAGGCGUUUACAUCGAUUACCGCCGGUUUGACGCGCUCAAUAUUACCCCAAGGUACGAAUUCGGCUUUGGCCUCACCUACACGACCUUUGAGUACGCAGAUCUCAAAUUGAGCGUCACCGCGAGAGGCGCCAACGCAUCGACCUUCCCGCCCCCCACGCCUGUUACCCAGGGUGGGUCUGAGUCCCUUUGGGACAUUUUGGCUAUCAUCCACGUGGACGUCAAGAACACCGGCGCCGUGGCCGCGUCCGAGGUCCCGCAGCUCUACGUCGGCAUCCCAAAUGCCCCGGCAAAGCAGCUGCGCGGAUUCGAGAAAGUACCCUUGCAACCGGAGGAGAGCAAGACAGCCAGCUUCUCGCUCACACGUAGGGACCUAAGCAUAUGGGAUGUGGUUCAACAAAGUUGGGUUCUCCAAGAGGGGGAGUAUAAGAUAUAUGUUGGCGCAAGCAGCCGUGAUGUGCGUCUGACAGGGAGUUUUGUCCUUUGAGGUUCAAAAGGCAAAAGAUAUAUGGGCCACCUUUUAAUUAUAAGCUGAGUAUUUAUAUUGCAAUAACUAUUCUA